UGUCGACAACCUCGACAAAACAGUUGAAAAUUAUGACGAAAUACUAUCCCACGCCGUUUACGCCCAAAGACUCGACCGAAAUGUGCAUGCAGGCCAGAAAGCCGCUGUCGUCCUGUCACACAGAGAACUUCGUAUUCCUUAGGUUCCUCAUGCAUCUUUUUGGGUACACCRUCGAUGGACCACCGACGCCGAAAGACGAACACGUACUUAUAGAAUCCGCCACGACGGAUACACAGACCGAGUUACAUUUCUUGGAGGGUUAUCAACAUCUAUUCGAUGAAAUGUUUAUGUCCGUGUUCCAGAAAAAGAGGCGAAAAAGAGCCGUGGACGAUCAGUACGAUUUCGUGAUAAUCGGUGCCGGAUCUGCAGGCUGCGUCGUCGCAAAUAGAUUGUCGGAGAUUAAAGACUGGAAGGACUAUACGAGGUGGGGAUAUGAAGAUGUUCUACACUAUUUUAAGAAAUCCGAGGAUAAUGAAGAUCCAGAGGUUUAUAAAAAAAACCCAAAGUUUCAUGGUAAAGGUGGAUAUCUGACGGUGGAGUGGUUUCCAUACGUAGACCCUACAGCAGUAGCUUUAAUAAAGGCAUGGCAAGAGAUUGGUUUAAAUUAUGUAGACGUAAAUGCUGAAAAUCAAAUAGGUGUAACUCAUUUACAAUCGACAGCUAGGCAUGGCGAACGAAUGAGCACUAACAAAGCGUUCAUAAGACCGAUUAGAAAAAAACGAAAAAACUUAACUGUUCUAACAGAUGCACACGUUGUUAGGAUAUUGAUUGAAAAGAAACGAGCUAUCGGGGUAGAGUUUUUGUACAAGAAAAAAAUAAGAACGGUGUUCGCAAAAAAAGAGGUUAUUCUGAGUGCUGGCAGUCUAAACUCACCUAAAAUACUUAUGCUUUCCGGUAUUGGGCCAAAAAAACACUUGACGAAUAUGAAAAUUAAAGUUGUGAAGAACUUAGCCGUUGGAAAGAACCUACAAGAUCACGUAACGUCUGACGGUGUCGUUAUACGUGUGAAGAAAACCGCUACCGACAAGUCACUCAAAGAGAAAAAGGAAGACGCUGUUUUGUACAAAAAAAAAAGAAAAGGUCCACUGGCGGCCACUGGCCCAUUACAAUGUGGCGUAUUCCUUCAAACCAAAUAUGAAGAUACACUGGAUCUACCGGACAUUAAUUAUGCAUUUGACAAUUCUAACGAGAAAGAUUGGAUUAUCGACCCUGCAAAUGCCACAAAAUUCGGUAUGUCUCCAGUUUCUUAUUACGAAGCAAUUAACGUAAGACCAAUUUUGUUGAAGCCAAAAAGUAGAGGAUGGAUAUUACUCAACGAAACUCAUCCAAUUUGGGGUCAACCACUGAUCUAUCCACGUUUCUUUACUAAAGGAGAUGAUCUUAAUAUACUCGUUGAAGGUAUGAAGAUUGGAGCGAACCUGGUGAACACGGCAUCAAUGCGUAAAGCGGGGGCGGAACUAGUGGAUGUGCCAGCAAAGGCAUGCAAGGCAUACAAAUUCGGUUCGGACAAGUAUUGGGCGUGUGUGGCCACCGAAUAUACGGCCACCAUAUACCAUCCAGUUGGCACUUGUAAGAUGGGACCAGAACAGGACGAGGAGGCUGUCGUCGACCCGAAACUGCGCGUGUAUGGGGUUGCAGGUCUUAGAGUGGUGGACGCUUCCAUCAUGCCGACUAUCGUUCGGGGAAACACGAAUGCACCGACCAUAAUGAUUGCGGAAAAGGCGUCAGACAUGAUCAAGAAUGAAUGGCAUCAACACACAUCAUCUGGCGCUAACUCGGAUGUAUAUAUAAAAAUGUAAGCUGAUUGACUGAUCUAUCAACKCACAGCUCAAACCAUUGAACAGAUCAGGCUGAAAUUUGGCAUAAAAAUAGCUAUUAUAACGUAGGUAUCCGCUAAGAAAGGAUUUUUGAAAAUUCAACCCCUAAGGGGGUUAAAAAGGGUAAAAAGGAGUAMAAAUUGAAAACUUUUUUGUUCCAAUUUUUUUGAAAUUAAGUAUGCAUACUUUAUAUCACAAAUAAACAUUGUCUAUAAACUUUAUUUUGUGAAAUUCGACCACUAAAGGUGGUUAAAAGGGUUGAAAAAUGUAAAAAUAGAAAAAACCACCUAGCCGAAACCGCUGUAGCUAGAACUAUGAAAUUCUGACAGUAUUUUUGUUUUAUGGUGUAGACAUACACUAAGAAAGGAUUUUUUAAAUUAAUUAAUUUAAUUAAAGAUACUUCCUGAAGUCCGAUUUAAUGAAUGUAGUCUUUUUUGUGUCUGGACUAUUAUAUUUGUUAGGAAACACUUUCAAUUAAAAAUGUGAUUUGUUUACAGUUCUAGGACAUAGAAAAAGUGUCGGACCACAGAAAGUAUGUUUAAUUCAUUUUAACUUAUCUAAAAAAUGAGGAAAAAAUUACGCACGUUUGCAGGUCCUUUAACACGUGGAGCUCCGCAGCUAUUAUCGGUGCAUAGCCCGUGUCACCGCGCCGAAAAUACGUCCGGUCGACUAUGCAUCGUUAUUAGGUAUUCGUGAAAUACGUUUCGUAUAUUGACAAUAAUUAAAUAUUUUACGUGGUACAAUUAUACUGUCAUUGGUAACUGGUUCG
Diuraphis noxia (Russian wheat aphid) is the source of this 2586-nucleotide messenger RNA. RefSeq names its product glucose dehydrogenase [FAD, quinone]-like. The record is from RefSeq and is a predicted model, not a curated record. Gene Ontology annotation, molecular function: flavin adenine dinucleotide binding; oxidoreductase activity, acting on CH-OH group of donors. Lineage: Eukaryota; Metazoa; Arthropoda; Insecta; Hemiptera; Aphididae.